UUCUGGUAACAGCUCUGUCUCUCCUUCCGGAUUUCACAACAAUAAUAACUGCGCAACAGCCUUACUAUCGGCCAGACUUUGUCAGGCGGAGUACAUUUGUUCAGCUUUUUCUACUCUAACAGACACAAACAUUCUACAGGAGCAGGCAGGAUGUCUGUGACCAUGACCAAGGCCGAUGGGAUCACAGUGUUCACUGUGACCUCUGACCCCCAAAGUGUUUAUCCUCCUCUGUGCCAAAUCCUCAAAAGCCUUUGCUACAGCCCUGUGUGCUGCUCUGUGUCUCAGCACCUGAGAAGGGUCCAGAGAACUUCUCAGUCAGUACUGGGGGCUCUGCACAUUAUGGUUGGGUUGCUCAACAUCGGCCUUGGAACAAUAAUCAUUUGCAGUCUACCUUCAUGGUCUCUGGUGGAAUCAACCGGAUUUCCUUUUUGGCUUGGAGGAUUGUUUAUUUUGUUUGGCACCAUUGGCAUUUUGUCUGAGAAGUACCCCAGUCCAUGUCUGGUCAUCGUCAAUGUGAUCCUGAAUCUAGCAGGAGUUGCUUUUGCCAUUACAGCCAUCGUACUCUCCAUCAUAGAUAUGGCAAGCAUUUACAUGUGGUGGAUGUGUAGCGAUUACGACAAUAAUUACUAUUCAGGGUACAGAAGACAGACUACAACUCCUACUCCUGGGCAGGACAUCAUGAGGGAGAAAUGCUUUGAGGGAAAAGAACUGAUUCUGAUGCUUUUGAGAAGCAUGUACGCUGUGCUGAUUGUCCUGUCAGCCCUGGAGCUCUGCCUCACUAUCAGCUCUGCCGUCAUGGCGAUCAAGGCUCUAAAGAGCAGUGAGAAGGGAGAAAAGGAGAAGACUGGGGACCCAGAACUCUACAAACCGCUGCUGGAGGAAGUCACCUGUAACCCCACAGUCUGAAUGAAAAUAUCUGCUUUGUGCUCUGAGUUACCAGGUAUAAUCCUGUGCAUUUAUACCAUUGACUGUAUAUCUAUGUAAUGUCAAUGAUUUAGUCAAAUUCAGGUGGUAUGCUUAAAAGAAAGAGUGAUAAAAAAAGAGUAUGAUUUUCUAUCGAAUAAUGCACCAUAAGGCUCUGACACACCAACCCGAUGGCCAACCAUCAGCAGAAAAGGCAGUCGGACUGACUGCCUCCCCGAGUUGGUCAAAAAAGUGCUUCGGAACACACUGAAGCAACGCCGACUUUAGAGUACGUUCUGCGCGUGCACGAGACGUAAUACGUCUCCAUAACAGCAGGUGGCGCUAAUCUGUAUUGUCACCCAAAAAAUGAAAACCGGCAGCUGAUUGGACAAACACGUCACGUCGGUCUGGCUGCUCCCAGAUUUUACAACAGGGCAUAAUGGCGGCUUUGUUCGGAAUACAAUCUCAUAUUUUACGAAGAUAGUCCACCAAAACGUGUUUCUGAAAACAUUUUAAGCGAGAAGUAGGCCAUGCAGUUGCUGAAUCUGUCUUCAUUUCAAACUGACCUUUGUUGAUCAACAAAGCUCGAGUCACUGACCUCGCCAGGCUGUCCAACGCCCGAAAAUCAGCUUGGUGUAUCAGGGCCAUUACGGUCAGCUCGUGUAGGUAAAAGGGAGGUUCAUUAAUGUGAGUGUGUGACAUUGAUGGACAGAUAUGUUUUUUGUUUUCUAUUUUACAAUAUUAAGUCAUCUUAAAAAAAAAAGUCAUCGAAACUGUUGACUGUUCAAAUGUUUUGUUGUUUGUGCUUCCGCUGUGUACUUUAUAAUAAACCUUAAAGCCUGACACGAAAAUGUAAUCAGUUUAAUAACUAGUUGUGCUCUUUGUGUACAAAUAAUAAACCGUAAGUAUUAAAGUGCUCAUAUUAUGCUU
This is a messenger RNA of Perca fluviatilis (European perch), 1833 nucleotides long. RefSeq names its product transmembrane protein 176B-like. Gene Ontology annotation, cellular component: membrane. The transcript is spliced from 7 exons. Lineage: Eukaryota; Metazoa; Chordata; Actinopteri; Perciformes; Percidae. The record is from RefSeq and is a predicted model, not a curated record. Bases 151 to 906 code for a protein of 251 amino acids.